Bactrocera latifrons is the source of this 4640-nucleotide messenger RNA. RefSeq names its product epsin-1 (gene lqf). The transcript is spliced from 11 exons. NCBI's taxonomy places the organism in Eukaryota, Metazoa, Arthropoda, Insecta, Diptera, Tephritidae. The record is from RefSeq and is a predicted model, not a curated record. Gene Ontology annotation, biological process: endocytosis. The coding region runs from base 1264 to 4107 and encodes 947 amino acids. Gene Ontology annotation, molecular function: clathrin binding; phospholipid binding. Gene Ontology annotation, cellular component: clathrin vesicle coat; endosome; plasma membrane.
AAUAGUUUUCAAUUAAAAAAUUGCUAGAGUUGACUUUAAAUUGAGUUUCCGACCAUAUUGCUAGUUAUUGACAUCUUUAGAUGCAACACUGCUGCUUAUUUAGUGUUUUUGUAUUCGUAGAAUUGGAAAGUUUGUGGGAUCAAAGUUUGCUCCUGUUUUUUGUUAUAUAUGUUUUUUAUUAGAAACUCGUAAAAAUUCUUUGGUUGAAAGAUAUUAAGUUAUUCACAAAGAUAAAAUAUUUUAAAUAAGCUUAAACGUACACAUAUAUAGAUAAAAGUUUGGUUUCGGAGCUGAAAAAGUAAGCACAAGAAAAACAAUAACCUUUGCAACAUACGAAUCAUCAGCAAAGGAAGUGAAAUUAAACAAAUAUAGCUAUUUUCGAAAACGGAAUAGCGCGAUAAGAAGCAGGAGCAAUCGCUUCAAAUCAGUACUAAACGAUCAGAGAAGCAGCGAAGUAUCGUAAAUAGAAGAAACCAAAAAACGUCAUAAGUUGUCAUCGCAUUACGUUUCGCAUUAUUCUUCCACUCCCAUUCUUAAAUUCCUACUGGUCAUAGAAGGCAGACGACCUAAUCAUUCAUCCAGUAUUCGUUCGACAGAAAUUUUGGACGGUAACACUAGUAAUAUUUCGUGAAAAGCUAACAGCUUAAAUAAAAUCUAAAUUUCAUUGUAAAUUGUAAAAAAUCGAAUAGUGCAAAUAAUACUGAAACGUUAGUGCAAGGAAAACUAAAAUUGUGCAAAGUGAACAUAUUACCAGUGGAAAAGAAAGAAAGUAGUAAAGAGUAGCUAUAGAAGAACGGACAAACCCAAAAGUGCAACCGAACACAUAUGCAGAUUGGUCGCUAUUGACAGCCAUAGUUACAAUAGCAAAUUAAACACAAAUUGUACAGAAAUUCAUCGUCGUGGUAUUCUAUUCCCUAUCUUAGUUGUACUCCAACACACAAAAGCUCCUGCUGUGUUCGCUAUACUCCCCCUUAUGUGGUUUUACGUGUCAUCGCCAAUAUAGGCCUAGUAAGAAAAAAUAAAAAAUAUAAUUAAGUGCCAAAGUUAUCAUUCGAGCAAGUAGUUAGCACACCAAACAGACGGUGUCUCGUGACAUUGUUCAGUUGAGACUUAGCGCGACUGGGCCAAACGGAGAAACUUCUACAUUAACCGCAACAACAAUUUAGUGUUCGCAAAAAGGAAAACAGCAGUCAGACUGCAAGCAAUCAAAUACUUAACUACGCAUUCUACCUAUAAGGCUCAGUGCGAAAACAAAAGGAAGAAAUGCAAGUGAAUGUCGCUGGUCUACGUCGGAACAUCAAAAAUAUUGCGCACAACUACUCAGAUGCGCAGGUUAAAGUACGUGAGGCCACUUCCAAUGACCCAUGGGGGCCAUCGCCCAGAAUAAUGGCCGAAAUCGCCGAUCUCACCCACAAUGUGGUUGCCUUCUCGGAGAUAAUGAAUAUGAUUUGGAAGCGCCUUAAUGAUCAUGGCAAGAACUGGCGUCAUGUCUACAAAGCGCUCCUACUGUUGGAUUAUUUAAUCAAAACCGGCACAGAGAAGGUGGCGCAACAGUGCAUAGAGAAUAUUUACUCCAUAAAAACACUGCGUGAAUUCGUGCACUUUGAAGAGGGUAAAGAUCAGGGCACCCAUGUGCGCGAAAAGGCUAAGCAGCUGGUGAAUUUAUUGAACGACGAUGAGCGUUGGAAGAAUGAGCGCGUGAAAGCUUUGAAGGCGAAAGAACGUUUCGCUCAACAUCCCAGUGGUUUUGGUAGUGAUGGUUAUAUUGAUGGACCGACGCAUCAUGAUAUGCCGCCCGGUUGGCAGGAGGAACCGAAGCCGGUGUCCGAACUUGAGUUGGUGCGUCCACAAACGGCGGGCGAAGAGGAGCUUCAAUUGCAGUUGGCCAUGGCGAUGUCGCGCGAAGAAGCCGAACAGGAGGAGGCUAAGCGACGAAGCGAUGAUGUGCGACUGCAGCUUGCGCUGAGCCAGAGUGAACAAGAUUUCAAAGAUCAAACGGUUCCAGCUGCUGCGCCUAAAAAGGAAGAACCACAAUCACAUCUGUUAGAUUUGCUGGACAUUUCUUUGGGUGCCACGAGUAUUUCGAGUCCACCAUUGGGUGCCACAGGUGGCAGUGGCGAUCCAUGGGCCACACCGGCUCGAGCUGCCAGUCAGCUAUCUGAUCCUUGGUCUGGCACAUCAUCGCCACAAAUCGAUCCUUGGCAACCGGCCGCAGCUAUGCGUACCGCCAUCGCUCCAGCGCCGUUGGGCGCCGUCGGCGGUAUAGCAAGUAAUGGUGAUGAUACCUGGGCUCUAACACGCACACAAUCGCCGUCCGUCGCUUCUGGCUCGUCGACUGAAGGUUGGUUGCAUAGCAAUGGCGCUGGAAUUGCUGGUGCGGCUGGUGGAGCAGCGAUCUUGAAUGGCAAUUCCAUUGGGGGCGGUGCUAUUGGUGGCCUGGACCCUUGGCUUUCGAAAACGGGCGCUUUUGGUGGCGCAGCUGCAGCGGAGAGGGUGGAACCAACAGAUCCUUGGCUGACGGAAAAUGUGAAACCAGUUACUAUGGCACCACUUGCGGCUGCGCCUAAUGUCGACCCAUGGGCGCCCAAAGCCGGUGCGACCGGUGAUGACCCCUGGAAGAGUAAUCAAACGAAUGCGGUUAAGAAGCCUUCGCCCGAUUUGGAUGAGUUCGAUAUAAUAACCAAUCGUAAUAAGGCUGGCGAUUUACUAACUAACAACUUGAUAAGUGCUUCGAACAACAAUAACGCAUCACUACUCGAUGAAAUGGAUCCUCUGUCUGCAACGAAUUCAUCGCUCAAUGCAUCAUCAACGAAUACGAACAAACAACUGAAAACACCGCAAUCGUUCUUAGGUGAAAACUCGUCAUUAGUUAACUUGGAUAAUCUAAUAAAGCCCGUGCAAACACAGUCACAAGCUGGCAAUGCUGCCUACAAUCCAUUUAGCGAUACUGUUAUACCACCAAAAACAAAUCUAUUCCAACAACAACAGCCUGCGGUACCGUCCAUUAACCAGCUAAAACAGCAACAGCCUUUUGCUAUGACUAUGAAUCAGGAUCCUUGGGCGCCGGUUGCUAACUCCACAAAUGCGUCUCAGUCCUCCAGAAACUUCUUUACUGAUUACGAUAGCGAUGACUUUACAAGUUUCAAUAGCAGCAGUGAGCAUAAUCACAAUGACAUACUGAACAACAGUAAUAAUAGUAAUAACAAACAAACCAACAAUAAGUACAACAAUAACAACAAACAAGCUAUGCAAUACUCCAAAAGUGAUUACGAAGUUUUCAAUUCCUCAUUUGUCAGCUCAAACGACUUUUUUAGUUAUCCUAAUAACAACAAUAAUAAAAGUCAACAUGAUGGACCACACCAAUUCCAAACACAAGUACAAAUUCAUAGUCAAAGUGUAGAUAAUAUACGCAAUAUGCAAAUUGCGAGCGACAGCGACACCGAACUGCAUGAGAAAGCUUCAACCACUACGCUACGCAGCUUCCAAGGCGGCAACGUCAACAACAAUACGCUGCGCUUUCAGCCGACACUCGCACCCACCACCACUCAAUUUCAGCCUUUUGCUGACUUCAGCAACGCAAUUAAGCCUGAUUUUCCGAGUGCCAAUAGUAAUUUUAAUACUAAUAACAGCAACAACAACAAUAAUCCUUUAUCAAAUUACGCAUUUGGCCAGCCACCGGCCGGCAGUGCAAAUGACAAAUAUCCAGCAGCGUCGUUGACGUCAAGCUACAGCAAUGCCUUGACAGCCGCUCUGGCCGACACACCGGGCAUUAAAAUAGCGCCGCUAUCGAUGCUGCCCACGUCAGCUACAACAAUGCAAACAACAUUUGAUUAUGCCGCCGGUUUUGGCAACAGCUUUGACAACAAUAGCGUCGCCGGUGGUGCUGGCGGUGGAUCGCUGUUCAAUUAUGGCUUCUUCGAUGCGAAUUCUUCAAUGAACCACAACCACAACAACAACUUUGGAAAUAAUAUCGAUAACAACAAUGCAAUAUUUUCGACGUCAACCUUAUCGUCAUCGUCGUUGGGCAACUGUAAGCUGGAAAACAACAAUAAUAUGCCUUGGAUGAACCCGGAAGCGGCAUCGUCGUCUAAUCCAUUCUUAUCGUAAAGUAGUUUUUUAAAUGCGGAAAUUUAUAUAGGGCGGGUUAUAAAACAGCGUGUGCGAGUUAGAGGAAUAAAGAGUUCUUUUUUUAUAUAGACAUAUUUACGCAUAAAAUAGAGAAAAACUAAAACAAACAAACAAAAAAACAAUAAUGAUAGUAAGGAGUAUAAAUUUAAUAUAAGUAUUAUAAUUGUAAUAAAUGUUUGAAAAGCGGUCAGGACAUUUGUAAUUGAGCAUGUUAAGCAAAGUGAGAUAGAAAGUCAAACGAGCAGAGAGCGCGCAACAAAUUGUUGUGAGCGCAUGCGCGCGUGUGUGCGUGUGGUUGUAGCGCUAAAAAUUAAAAUUUCCAAGCACCUCAAAGGCAAUGUAUGUUAAAUGUAAAAAAAUGUAAACAUUUGCCAGCACAUGCACAUUGUCGCAUUGCGCUCUUCAAUACGUUGCAUAAGCAGUAGAUCAAUUAAAAACAAAGAAAUUAACUAAAAUCACAGGCAGCUAGAAUUAUAUAAACGUAAGAAAUUAAGCUGUUACGGUAUGCGAAA